Messenger RNA from Stylonychia lemnae, 1179 nucleotides. The record is from the annotation of a GenBank genome assembly. Lineage: Eukaryota; Ciliophora; Spirotrichea; Sporadotrichida; Oxytrichidae.
AUGAACUUUUUUUAAUAGAUGUUCUUAAUUUUUGCACUCGAUAUCUCUGGACAGAGAGUAAUAUUACCUGAAAGAAACUUCAUAAAACAUUACAAAAAGUUAAUAUAAUUAUCCAGAUUUAACUGUUGUGGAAAUGAGGAGAUAAUUGGAAUUUAUUACUUGAAGGAUAUCAAAUAUCAAUCUGAAUAUGAAUGUAUUUUAGAUCUUUUGAAAGAUAAAUAGGUGCAAGAAGACUUGACAAAAUUUAAAGAUAGAAAGGGCUUAGAAUAUGACAAGGUAAAAGACUAAUAUAUCUUCACAUUAAGUAUAAUAAUUGCAGGUAUUGAAGUCACUUAAAUGGCGGUUUCUCAUGAAGUAAUGGAAGUAUUUUAAUAUGGGUCUUAACUUGUAGUAUAAGAUAUUGGGUUAGAUUAUCAGUACCACAAUAUCUUUGAUAUUCAGUUUAGUUUUCUGCUUCUUUAAGAAACUGAUGAUAUAGGAUAUAUAUUAAAUAGAAACUAUUAAGAAUAUCACGCAAUCUCCCCAACUCAAAGUUUUCAAUAGGGGUCCUACUACUUAGAUAAACAGUAGUUAAAAAAGUGGUAUGUUUUUUAUACAUUUAGUAGCAAGGAGAUAGGAUUCACUAGAUAUCCAGAAACAAUAUCAUCUGGAAUAUCAAAGAUCGGUGGUCUAUUCUCAGUUAUAAGCUUCAUAUUUGUGCUUGUUAGAUGUUAUCAUUAGCAUCGAUUAAAAAAAAUUCUUAAAAAAAAACUUUACAACUUUGAAAAAACUUAAAAUAUUUUGAAACCUUAAAAAUUCAAUAACCCUAAUGAUUCUAUAUAAUAGAAUGAAUCACCAACUUUUUCUCAUAAUUCAGUCAAUGAUGUGUCAAGAGAAGUAAUAGCUAUAAAUAAGACUUUCAAUUUUCAAGAUGAAUCUUAAAGAAGUUUGAUGGAUUUUCCAAGGAGUAUUGAGUAAGCCUCAGAAUAGAUGAAGACCAAUAAAUUAGCCAUUCAGGAAGUAUUUAGUUUUGAGAGUAUAAUUCAAAUGCACAUAAAUCAAAAUAAAUUGCUUUUGGACAUCAAGGAAAUGAAGAAAUAGAUGCAUGAUAUGGAAUCUAAAUAUGAAGGUCUCAUUAAUGAUUUAACUUCAAAAAUACGAGAUCUGGAAAAUUAAAAUACCAAUAAUAUUCAAUUUUGA